Messenger RNA from Moesziomyces antarcticus, 1344 nucleotides. RefSeq names its product FAD/NAD(P)-binding domain-containing protein. The record is from RefSeq and is a predicted model, not a curated record. The transcript has 2 exons. Lineage: Eukaryota; Fungi; Basidiomycota; Ustilaginomycetes; Ustilaginales; Ustilaginaceae. Gene Ontology annotation, molecular function: monooxygenase activity; FAD binding. Bases 1 to 1344 code for a protein of 447 amino acids.
AUGACGACCGACAGCCAAGUCAAGCGACUGCGUGUGCUUGUCGUAGGUGCAGGUAUCGCCGGCCUCGCGGUGGGACGAGCCCUUCGUGAGCAUCACGAGGUACAUAUCUUCGAACAGUCGAGCUUCAAGACAGAAGUCGGCGCUGCAAUCCACACUGGACCAAACGCUAGCAAGAUCCUCCUCAAGUGGGGUAUGAAUCUGGAUCGCAUUGAAUCUCCCAAUUGUCGCCAUGUCUACGAGCACAACGUCGCUGGCAAGCUCGUGCUGCACAAGGAGGUCAAGGUUCUUGAGCACUUUGGUUCUCCCUGGCUCCUCAACCACCGCGUGUCGCUGCACAGGGAGCUGCUUCACCUCGCCACGUCCGACGACGCCUCUCUUCCUGGCAAGCCUGCUGUGAUGCACCUCAGCAGCAAGGUCGUCGCUGUCGACGGCGAGGCUGGUCGAAUCACGCUGGCAGAUGGAACCACCUUCGAGGGCGAUCUGAUCGUCGGUGGAGAUGGUAUCAAGAGUACUCUGCAGCAAUAUGUCCUCGGCCGUCCAGCUGGUGCCAAGCCCAGUGGUCACUCGGCGUACCGACUCCUGAUCCCCUUCGACCGCCUGAAGGGCCUUCAGGACGAGACGAUCGACAGGAUCAUGUCGGCGCCUUGCCUCGCCAUGUUUGUCGCAGAGGACAGGCGACUUGUGUGCUACACUUGCAAGUACAACGGAGAGGACCUGCUCAACAUCAUCGCCAUUGUGCCAGACGAGGGGCUCUUCGAGGAGUCCACCGAGUCUUGGAGUGCCGCUGGCUCGCUCAAGGACCUCAACGCCUCCUUUGCUGAAUUCUGCCCAACCGCCAAGAAGAUUCUCUCGCAGGCGACCGAGUGCGGGCUGUACCAGCUUCGCGACCAGGAUCCCCUCGAACUUUGGCACCGUCAUCGAGCUUUGAUCAUCGGCGACGCUGCCCACCCUAUGCUGCCCCACCUCGGUCAAGGCGGCUCGCAGUCCAUCGAGGACGCCGAGGCGCUGGCCUACGUUCUCCGCACCUCGCCUGGCGUUCCUGAACUCGGCCACGUCGAACAAGCACUGAAGCGCUUCCAGAAGCUCAGGCACUUUAGGGCCACCAUCUCGCAGGAGAGAUCCAGGCUACAGGCCCUCGGUCCUCGACCCGGCUCCAAGGAGGAGCUGCUCGGCAAGAACCCCACCGAAUUUGCCUUCUUCCUGUACGACUACCAGGGCGCCGAGGAGUGGGAGCAGCGCAUGAAGGAGGGCCGCGUUGGUAAGCCCCCUGGCGGCCCCUCUGCGGACGUGCCCAAGCCUGCCGGCGUCACCGGGGCUGCAGUCCCUGCCCAGGUCAGCGCCUGA